Xenia sp. Carnegie-2017 is the source of this 3237-nucleotide messenger RNA. Its product is annotated as tetratricopeptide repeat protein 28-like. Gene Ontology annotation, biological process: signal transduction. Gene Ontology annotation, molecular function: protein binding. The annotation marks the transcript as partial. The record is from RefSeq and is a predicted model, not a curated record. NCBI's taxonomy places the organism in Eukaryota, Metazoa, Cnidaria, Anthozoa, Malacalcyonacea, Xeniidae. The transcript is spliced from 5 exons.
GAGCUAGAAAUUCGACAAAAAUCACUAGAUCCUAAACAUGCUGAUGUAGGUAGGACUUUUUAUGAUCUUGGUAAGGUGUACCUUAAUAUUAAAGAAUAUGACAAAGCAAGAGAAUUUCUCGAAAAAGCGUUGGAAAUUGAACAAAAAUCACUAGGUCCUAAGCAUGUUGAUGUAGCUAGAACUUUUUAUGAUCUUGGUAAGGUGUACCUUUAUACUAAAGAAUAUGACAAAGCAAGAGAAUUUCUCGAAAAAGCGUUGGAAAUUGAGCAAAAAUCACUAGGUCCGAAGCAUGUUGAUGUAGCUAGAACUUUUUACGAUCUUGGUAAGGUGUACCUUUAUACUAAAGAAUAUGACAAAGCAAGAGAAUUUCUCGAAAAAGCGUUGGAAAUUGAACAAAAAUCACUAGGUCCUGAACAUAUUGAUGUAGCUACUACUUUAAACAAUCUUGGUAGUGUGUAUCAUGAUACCUAUAAUUAUGCCAAAGCCAAAGAUUGUUAUGAAAAAGCGUUGGAAAUUCAACAUAAAUCACUAGCUCCUGAACAUGUUGAUGUAGCUACGACUUUAAACAAUCUUGCUACUUUUACCUUUUAUAACAUUGGUAAUGUAUGCCUUAAAACUAAAGAAUAUGACAAAGCAAGAGAAUUUCUCGAAAAAGCGUUGGACAUUGAACAAAAAUCACUAGGACCUGAACAUAUUGAUGUAGCUGAGACUUUAAACUCUCUUGGUAAUGUGUACAAUGAGACCAACAAACUUACCAAAGCCAAAGAGUGUUAUGAAAAAGCGUUAGAAAUUCGACAAAAAUCACUUGGUCUAGAACAUGUUGAUGUAGCUGCGACUUUCAACAACCUUGGUAAUGUGUACCAUUGUACUAAAGAGUAUGACAAAGCAAGAGAAUUUCACGAAAAAGCGCUGGAAAUUCAACAAAAAUCACUAGAUCCUGAACAUGUUGAUGUUGCCAGAACUUUUUAUGAUCUUGGUAAGGUGUACCUUUAUACUAAACGAUAUGACAAAGCAAGAGAAUUUUUUGAAAAAGCGUUGAAAAUUGAACAAAAAUCACUAAGUCUGGAGCAUGUUGAUGUAGCUUUUACCUUUUAUAACAUUGGUAAUGUAUACCUUAAAACUAAAGAAUAUGACAAAGCAAGAGAAUUUCUCGAAAAAGCGUUGGAUAUUGAACAAAAAUCACUAGGACCUGAACAUGUUGAUGUAGCUACAACUUUAUACAAUCUUGGUAGUGUGUAUCAUGAGACCUAUAAUUAUGCCAAGGCCAAAGAGUGUUAUGAAAAAGCGUUGGAAAUUCAAAAUAAAUCACUUGGUCCUAAACAUGUUGAUGUAGCUACGACUUUAAACUAUCUUGGUGAUGUGUAUUGUGAAACCAACAACCAUGCCAAAGCCAAAGAGUGUUAUGAAAAAGCGUUAGAAAUUCGACAAAAAUCACUAGGUCCUGAACAUAUUGAUGUAGCUACUACUUUAAACAAUCUUGGUAGUGUGUAUCAUGAUACCUAUAAUUAUGCCAAAGCCAAAGAGAGUUAUGAAAAAGCGUUGGAAAUUCAACAUAAAUCACUAGCUCCUGAACAUGUUGAUGUAGCUACGACUUUAAACUAUCUUUGUGAUGUGUAUUGUGAGACCAACAACCAUGCCAAUGCCAAAAAGUGUUAUAAAAAAGCGUUAGAAAUUCGACAAAAAUCACUAAGUCCGGAACAUGUUGAUGUAGCUACGACUUUAAACAAUCUUGGUAAUUUAUACCUUCAAACUAAAGAAUAUGACAAAGCAAGAGAAUUUCUCGAAAAAGCGUUGGACAUUGAACAAAAAUCACUAGGUCCUGAACAUGUUGAUGUAGUUAGGACUUUUUAUGAUCUUGGUAAGGUGUACCUUUAUACUAAAGAAUAUGACAAAGCAAGAGAAUUUCUCCAAAAAGCGUUGGACAUUGAACAAAAAUCACUAGGUGCUGAACAUGUUAAUGUAGCUACGACUUUAAACUAUCUUGGUGAUGUGUAUUGUGAAACCCACAACCAUGCCAAAGCCAAAGAGUGUUAUGAAAAAUCGUUAGAAAUUCGACAAAAAUCACUAGGUCCUGGACAUGUUGAUGUAGCUACAACUUUAACCAAUCUUGGUAGUGUGUAUCAUGAUACCUAUAAUUACGCCAAAGCCAAAGAGUGUUAUGAAAAAGCGUUGGAAAUUCAACAUAAUUCACUUGGUCCUGAACAUGUUGAUGUAGCUACGACUUUAAACUAUCUUGGUUAUUUGUAUUGUGAGACCAACAACCACGCCAAAGCCACAGAGUGUUAUGAAAAAGCGUUGGAAAUUCGACAAAAAUCACUUGGUCCUGAAUAUGUUGAUGUAGCUUGGAUUUUAAACGAUCUAAGUAAUGUGUAUCCUUGUACUAAAGAUUAUGACAAAGCAAAAGAAUUACAUGAAAAAGCGUUAGAAAUUCCACAAAAAUCACUAGGUCCUGAACAUGUUGACGUGGCUACGACUUUAAACAAUCUUGGUAAUGUGUAUUGUCAUACCAACCAAUAUGCCAAAGCCAAAGAGUGUUGUGAAAAAGCGUUGGAAAUUCGACAAAAAUCAUUUGGUCUUGAACAUGUUGAUGUAGCUACGACUUUAAACAAUCUUGCUAAUGUGUAUCAUUCUACUAAACAAAAUGACAAAGCAAAUGAAUUUCAUGAGAAGGCGCAGGCAAUUAGAAAAAAAUUAUUUUCUUUGGAUCAUGUUGUUGUUACUGAAUCUUCGAACAGUAUUGAAAGAAACUCUGAUGAUACUGCUGAUAGUAAAUCCCCUUCAAACUUACACGCUCAUACGGAGAAAAUAGAAGAAAUUUACAAAAUUAUGCUAGAGAUUGUCGAAGAAAUUCCUGUUAAAUGGAAGAAUUUGGCAAUAUUUCUGAAUGUCAAAGAUGCGAAAAUAAAAAAAAUUGAAUUAAAUCAUCGUAACGUGAUCUGGCAAGGGUUUGAAAUGCUUAAGUCUUGGUUUGAAUCACGAGAAAAUAAGCAGUUUUGGUAUGAAGAACUUGCCGCUGCUUUACGCAAUAUCGAGAAAAAUCAUUUGGCUGAAGACGUUCUUUAUAAAGGUACGACUUUAAACAAGCUUGGUGAUGUGUACCAUCGUACUACAAAAUAUGACAAAUGAAAAGAAUUUCACGAAAAGGCAUUGGAAUUUCAACAAAAACCACUAAGUCCUGAACAUGUUGAUGUAGCUAUGACAUUAAACAUUCUUGGUAAUGUGUAUUAUGAUACCAAC